Molecule: messenger RNA, 1292 nt
Organism: Botrytis cinerea B05.10
Lineage: Eukaryota; Fungi; Ascomycota; Leotiomycetes; Helotiales; Sclerotiniaceae
Gene: Bcgep4
Product: Bcgep4
Exons: 3
Coding region: 35-688 (217 amino acids)
Biological process (GO): cardiolipin biosynthetic process
Cellular component (GO): mitochondrion
Molecular function (GO): phosphatidylglycerophosphatase activity
Source: RefSeq, a predicted model, not a curated record
GAACAUCACAACCAUUAUAUGAGAAAUUACAUCAAUGGAUAUGAAUACUCUUAACGUAUCAGCAACGGUGAAUAUAUUUCGUCUUCUUGCAAGACCGUCAUUGAUUUUACCUCAAGCAACAGUUUCCACAUUCAACCACCUGCCGAUACCUCUCAACUCGGCUUUUGAUAAAUACAAAAACGCUGAUAUUAGAGCAGUAGUGUUGGACAAGGAUAAUUGCUUCGCAUAUCCUAAAUCCAAUGACAUAUACGAGUCUUACAAUGAAAACUUCAAAAAACUUCGGGAAGCUUACCCAGGUCGGCGACUUCUGAUUGUUUCUAAUACAGCAGGUGCUGAAUCUUUAGAUCGUUCUGGCAAGCUUGCGGUUGAAGUUGAGAAGUCUACAGGUGUUACAGUGUUAUCUCACGCUUCUAAGAAGCCUGGAUGUGGUCCUGAUAUUAUGGAAUACUUUUCGAAGUAUCCCGAGACCGGAGUCACCAGGCCAGAUCAGAUAGCAGUUGUCGGGGAUAGACUUACCACUGAUGUUAUGAUGGCAAACCUCAUGGGAAGUUAUUCCGUAUGGAUCAAAGAUGGAGUUGUACCAGUGGAGGAAACGAGUGUGUUUGCAAGGUUAGAGCAGAAAUUCGCUGGAUUUUUGAUUCGACGUGGUUACGAGGCGCCAGAACCAGCAAGUCCAUUCGAGAAGUAGACUUGCAUCAUUCAUUGCUCGUCUGCAACGAUGCGAUGCUUUCUAAUCAAAAUAAAUCUUUACCUUACUCUCCCUUGACCUCCUCCUUCUCGCAAGUAAAUGUGCAGAGGCUAUCAUUAUAGUACACUAGUUGUGUUGAUGGUACUCACACAUGGGAAUUGAUGAGAAACAGUCAAGAGAGCAGAUGGCGAUCCAAGUUCAUUAAGCAGAAGCGAAAAAAGGAGUAGUGAUGCUCCUUUGACUAGACUUGCUAGUGGGAACCGGAUUCCUCCACAUCUUCAAUAGGCUUAUUUUAUUGAAUAUAUUGAACCAAUUUGAUUGAGACAAUAUCAGAUGAGAAUGAUAAAUCCAGCCUGAGCAUGCGGAGACUUGUCAAGGCUGCCCAAAUAAUUUUCUUUCUGGUAACGUGAAGAGAAAGGAGCCCGAUCGGUAGGAAGUGAUGGAGAAGUCACUUGUCAUCGUCACAAUCGGCGAGACAGACACACAAGGAAUUGUCAGUUAUGGGUAACUCGAAUGUGGUAUAUGUAGAUGGAUGAUACAAUUUUCGCGUGAUCAGCUUUAGCCACGGAGUACAAUACGAGCCCAACAUAUUUGUCUUCUUUCA